UACUUUUUGAAACUAUUUUCAAAAUUUUUUUUCAAAUUUUUAAUAUUUAUUUUCUAUUUUUUAAAAUUUUAAACCUCAAACCCAAAUCCCCAUCCAUUAACUCUAAACCCUAAGGUUUGGAUUAGUAAACCCCAUGAGUAUAAAUGUAUAUUUACCUCUUUAAUGAAACAUUUUGGUCAUUCUGAUUUUUAUAGUCUAUAUUUGUGAUAGAAACUUUUUAGUGCUAUCCUAUGGUAUUUCCCUUAUAAAAAUGAAAAUAUAUUAAAUAAAAUUAGUUUUUAAUAUAGAUAUUACUAUUUUUUAUAAUAGUUAUUAAUAAAACUUACGGAUCCGGAUAUCCGGACUAAGAAAUCAAGAUAUCCAGAUUCGGAUUCGGCUUUGACGGAUCCAACAUUUUACUAUUCGGAUCCGGAUUCGGUCUUUCCAGAUAUCCGGAUGUGCAGAUCGGAUCCGGAUCGAAUCUCGGAUCGAAUCCGGAUCUUGGAUAAAAGUCUCAUGCCUAGGGGGGACCCCAUUGGAGAUGGUGUAAAUAAAUAAUCACAUUAAGGCUUCGAAUGGUAGCCAGCUUCCCGCCCCGCCCCGCAGUUAAGAGUAACAAAAAUCUCUAUAUAUACAUUAUAUAUACAUAUUUUUAUAACUGUUAGAACAGCACCGCAAUUAAACCGCUUGUUUCGCACCGCUUAACCCGCAGUCACCAUUCGGAGCACAAGAGAAUUCAUCAACUCUUAUUCACAUAUUUAUGUAUUGUGAUCUGCCGAGUUGUCUUUCUAAUCCUCAACGACAUUUGGUCAAGGGCAUCGCAGUUUCUACUAGUUUUAUAUUUGUGGUAAUAUAAAUAAAUGGUGUAUUCAACUGGAAUUUUCUCCUUUAAUAAUAUAUAGUUUAUAAAGUAUGGACUGAGUCUAUUUAAAAAACUAAUAAUGAACAAGAAAAGAUCAACAAAUCGAGGCCUAUUAAAACUCCAUCACCGGCUAAUCAUAUUACUUCUGUGGUGUAUCUCUCAAAACAGAGAAUUUGAUAAACGGCUAAUCAUAUUACUUCUAAUGCCUCCGUCUUCAACGGCUAAUUUGUACCGACGAAUCUUACUGCUAGUUAAGAAGAAGAAGAAGAAGAAGAAGCCGUCCCCUGAACUCCCACAGACACCGCAGCAGUCGACACCGAUUUCGUCGCUUCCUGAUGACUUGCUAUUGACUUGCUUCGCACGCAUCUCUAGAUCAUACUACCCAACUCUCUCCCUCGUCUCCAAAAGAUUUCGAUCUCUCCUUUCUUCGCCUGAGCUUUACGAGACCCGAUCCCUCAUAGGCCGCACCGAGAGUUGCCUCUAUCUCUGCUUACGGUUCCCUCCUGACCCCAACACACGCUGGUUCACUCUCUGUCGGAAGCCUGAGUUCCAAACCCUAACCAGCAAGAAGAAGUCAAGUGGUAAUAUUUUGGUUCCAGUUUCAGUUCUUAACGCUCCUCCUGUCGAUUGGACAACUCUCGUCGCGGUCGGUCCUUACAUCUAUGCCAUCUGCGGACACGUUGAAAAGGCUCCCUGCUCUACCGUCCCGUUCCUUGACUGUCGAACUCACACUUGGCUCGAAGCUCCAAGCUUGCGGCUUGCAUACACUGAUAGUGAACAUGACGGUAAGAUGUAUUUAGCAGGAAACGGUGAAGAUCCAACUUCUUUGAACUGUAUUGAAGUGUUCAACACGAAGACAAGAACUUGGCAGCCCGUGCCGCCCGGAAAACGUGAGCUACACGGUAAGAAUAUGGAAGGAAAAAUGAUCGUAGCCAGCGUCAAUAAAACUACUGGUGAGAAGGGUUUGGCUUUUAAGCCAAAGGAAAGGACAGGGGAGUUGCUAGGAUCGAAUACGGAUUGGGAUUCUCCCUGUAUGAUAGGAAACAUAGCCUACUAUUAUAGGUCUUGCAGUGGUGAGUUUGAAUGGUUUGACACCAAGAAUGAUAAUGUUUUUGGGAAAUUACAAGGUUUAGAAGGGCUACCGGAGUUUGCAGGUUACAGUUGUGUCAAAUUGGUGGAACACGGUGGAAAGAUGUUGGUUUUGUGGGACAUGUAUGCCCCUGCAAGGGGGUUUAGGGAGGAGAUUAUUUGGUGUGCAGAGAUUAAGCUUGAACGGCGCAGCUGUGAAGAGAUUCGGGGGGAAGUCGAGUGGUUUGAUGCUGUUCUUAAAGUGCCUAAGUCUUACGAAUUUAUGUAUGCUAUCUCUUGUACUGUUUGAUGGAUGACUCAUGGCAUAGUGUAACCCUUUCUGCUACUGUUUGGAUAAAUGGGUUAUCUGACAAGCGGGUAAUGUUGUUGUAGUUGUGAAUAUAAAUGUGUUGCAAAACGGUUGAUUAUAUCUAAUAACAGAACAUAUGGUUUGAUUUUGAAA
This is a messenger RNA of Brassica rapa (field mustard), 2372 nucleotides long. RefSeq names its product putative F-box/kelch-repeat protein At4g39600. The record is from RefSeq and is a predicted model, not a curated record. Lineage: Eukaryota; Viridiplantae; Streptophyta; Magnoliopsida; Brassicales; Brassicaceae. Gene Ontology annotation, molecular function: protein binding.